AGGCGCGCAGUGCAAAUUACCAUCAAAGGAAAUGUAGGCCGUCUAACACAGCCAUGCAUACGUGGUGCGGCUGUACAGAGAGGGUUUUGGCUGCAGGACUAAAAAUGAUAGUGCGAUCCCUGCAUGAUUAUUAAUAGGUCAACCAACUUGAGCCAGUAUCCAACGCGUUGGUUCUUGGAUUGAGUGAUAUUUUCUUAUCUUUUUAAGCCCAGUUGUUGGGAAUCCUUUUGAAUAUUCUGUGAGGUCGGUGAUCAAGUGUAUAGGGGGAUUGAGCAAUGGCUGCUUGGCUAUCGUCUAGCUACAUCGAACACUAUCUGGAAAUUAGGUUAGAUCUCCCAAAAUGCGACUACUAAUCCGUCACCAAUAUCUUUCUCUCGUCCCGGUUGCGGCUCUUUUUUUCAUAUUCGGUACUAUUUAUUCGACGCAUCGCUGGGAAAGUACCCGACAACUCAACAAAGAUCAAUGGACGCAAAGACUAGGCAAUCAGGGCACUCAACAAUCUCACAAUGGCCAAAACUACGACGAUCCCAACUGUGUCGAUUUCCCGCGCGACCGUCUCCGAGAUAUUCAAAUCGUUUUUAGGAUCGGCUCAACUCAGCCGUUUGAUCAGAUCUCGUCUCAUAUCAACAAUAUUACAAACUGUAUAUCGAAUUUGAUCGUCAUUUCGGACCGAGUAGAAGAGAUCGGGAAUGGAUUUUGGUCUCACGAUAUCAUCGCCGAUCUACCGAAAGUAUACUGGGAAGGAAUAGACAAAGACGAUGACGAAACCGAUCAAACUGCUGGGUUGAAGGCGUACGCAAAUAUAAACAAGGGCGAUAGCUCGUGGAAACAGGGGAAAUAUGCAAGUGACCGCUUGACUCAUAGACAAGGUUGGCUAUUGGAUCGGUUCAAGUUUUUGCCAAUGGUCGAAUAUGCAUACAAUGUGAAUCCUCAGGCAAAGUGGUUCUACUUCAUUGAAGCGGAUACAUAUGUUGUGUGGGACACACUGUUCCAACUUCUCGAACAGUAUGAUUCCCGACAAGCAUGGUAUAUGGGUUCCCCAUCACCGGGUCGGCAACUGCACGGCGAGACUACGUGGUUUGCCUACGGAGGCGAUGGAUUUAUACUCAGCCGGUCGGCUAUUCAGCGACUCGUAACCAAGGAUCCGGUCAAAGACGAGGAAUCGAACAACACAAAUCGGACCGAGUUAUCUCUUACGGAGAGAUGGGCGGAUAUAGUCAAAAGUGACUGCUGCGGAGACUCUGUUUUGGGUUAUGCCUUGGUCAGAAAGGGUAUACUUUUGUCUGGGCUGUAUCCUAUAUUCAAUCCUCAUCCCUUGCAUGGUAUCCCAUUCGGCCCUAGUGGGAAGCCGUACUGGUGUCAACCAGUGCUCAGUCUACACAAGACAUGGCCGGGUGAUGUGAGCGCAUUGACGCAAUUCGUGAAACAUCGUUCCAACGAGGUAUGUAAAUUCAAACCUUAAUAUAUGCCGACUUAUUUUACUACCUUAACCUAGACCGCUUGAAACCACGCGAAAACUGGCAAAACUCAGACUGGAACGGAUUCGAAGAAGGGCCCGAAUCGCCUGUUCACGAAUCCAUCGAGGCAUGUGUUGAUGGAUGUCACACUCAUAACGAAUGUUUCCAAUGGACUUAUUGGACGGAGACCUCGUGGGAAUGGAAUUCCGUUCCAAAGAAGAAAUGCACAUUUGUGCGCUCGAUACGGUUGGGAUCACGCAGAGACCGUGAAGAGUCGUGGACCACGACUGUUACUUGGACAAGUGGUUGGGAUAUAGAAAAGAUCUCCACUUGGGCAACAGAAAAUAGAUGUGAGAAACCGGAAUGGGUUGAACCGAGUUCAGAGAGGAUAUACUAGACGACGUUCACAAAAUCACACAUGGAAUCUAGGCGAAUCUAGAUACGCUUAAGACUGUGAUAUAAUUCAAAGUAUUGGCUACAAUGUUACGAAUCCGCAUAUCUAAGCAGUUCCGUAACAUGCACAACCUUGUAACCUCUUCUCUUCAACUCCGGAAGAACACUUCUCAGCAUCGGCAACGUCCAGGGUCGUCCAUCAUGACAAAUGAUGAUUCCUCCAGGUCUCGCCAUGCGAAGGAUAUGCGCGGCAUUGACUUUUGCGAACGGAAUCUGAGGAUCGUGGGGAUACACAUCACCCAAGACGAGCUUAUACCGAAGACGACUGACGAUGUUGCGCAUUCUCGUAGUGUACCAACCACUUCCUGGACGAUAAUAUCUCGGAAGCGUGUUGUUGCUAUCCAUCGGUACAGUAUUUACAGCUUCGUAGGCAUUCUGGAUGACUUUAUCAACUGCAUUGAUUUGUGACACGAGCUCGUCGUCGGGUAGCCUGCAUGCCGGUUCAUCGUACAUGCCGUGAUUACCCAGCUCAUUUCCACCACGAAUCAGUCCCUGAAGAAUCUUGUCCCGGUCAUCUUUCAGUUUCGAAACGUGCGACCCAAUAAUGAAAAAUGUGGCUGUUGCAUGGUUCGCUUCGAGUAUUUCCAGAAUCUCGGCGGUGUAGAUUGA
Talaromyces stipitatus ATCC 10500 is the source of this 2519-nucleotide messenger RNA. RefSeq lists its product as uncharacterized. The coding region runs from base 341 to 1462 and encodes 373 amino acids. Gene Ontology annotation, cellular component: membrane. The transcript is spliced from 2 exons. The record is from RefSeq and is a predicted model, not a curated record. Lineage: Eukaryota; Fungi; Ascomycota; Eurotiomycetes; Eurotiales; Trichocomaceae. Gene Ontology annotation, molecular function: glycosyltransferase activity.